This is a messenger RNA of Cordyceps militaris CM01, 309 nucleotides long. RefSeq lists its product as uncharacterized. Bases 1 to 309 code for a protein of 102 amino acids. The transcript has 3 exons. NCBI's taxonomy places the organism in Eukaryota, Fungi, Ascomycota, Sordariomycetes, Hypocreales, Cordycipitaceae. The record is from RefSeq and is a predicted model, not a curated record.
AUGAACCUCGCAAUGUCCAGAGUCCAAAAGCGAUCGAUCUGGUGGCGCUCGGUCAACUUUGUGAAGCUUGCUCUCGUUUUCGAGCUGUUGUGGUUUCGUCGUGGGUUUGAAGUUGGUCGCGUAUUCGCUCAUGGAGCGGGAUGGGCCAAGAGUUUAAAGGAUGAUGUUAGCGGCAUCGUCAUCAUCGGUAACGGAGUCAUGGACAGUGGCAACAAUGUUAGAAAUGAAACGAGAAGUCUCGUGAAAGAUACAAAGAAAGACAAAGACAUUGCCGUGAUGCCGCUGAGGGCUAUCGAUGCGGGCAACUGA